UGACUGUGAAGGACAGCAAACAUUAAAUGGAAGUUUAGCAGGCACAUAAAAAUCCAGAAUAUAAGGAAAGAAGUCAGUGGACAGCUUAGGAGGUUAAGUUUGCUCUAAAUUAGCUACAGCAGAAUUUACCAGAAUCUGCUACAGAGUUUCUCAUUCACUAGUAAACCCAGAUGGAACUCUACUGCAAUUUCAUUGAAAGUCAGUCACUAGUUUCAGAAAUGGUUCCCAUAGGGCUGAGAUGAAGUAUGAGGUAGGAGGACUAGGUAGUACACUGAAAAUAGGAGAAGAACUGAGAGGCAACUCAGACAGCCUAGACAAAUUCAGUCAAGGCAAAGAUCUAUGAGUUUUGAUGACAAUUGAAGAAUCAUGCAAUUUCCAGUUCCUUGGGAAAUGAGUAAUGCUAAGAUGGGCAGUUAAAGCCCUUAGAAAAUUAGAUAUAGCUAACAGUAGUUAUAUGGUGCAAAUUUUCUAUUUGCUGUCUUGUGAAAAUGGACAUGGUUGAAAAGUCCUGUUGAAGAUGAGUGUCAUCGUUCUGCAGUUAUUAUCGUGUUCUUCUGGACAGUGGAGAGUCUGUGACCACCUCUCUAAUGCUAAGAAGUGGGAAUCCUUGCCAAGUCCUACAUUGACCAAGGGCAGCUUAUUCCAGAUCACAUCAUGACACAACUAAUGCUGAAUGAGAUAAAAGGUCUAGACCAGUACAACUGGCUAUUGGAUGGUUUUCCCAGAACAGUUGCUCAGGCAGAAGCCCUCGAUAAAGAAUGUCACAUAGACACUGUGAUCAACCUAGACGUGCCAUUUGAGACCAUAAAGUGUCGGCUUACAGCACGCUGGAUCCACCCUGCCAGUGGCAGAGUCUACAAUCUUGAAUUCAGUCCUCCCAAAGUGCAGGGCAUUGAUGACAUCACUGGUGAGCCGCUUGUUCAGCGUGAUGAUGACAAGCCAGACACUGUGAGCAAGAGGCUUCAGGCUUAUGAUGCACAAACAAAACCUGUUCUAGAAUAUUAUCGGAAAAAAGGGUUAUUGAAAUCCUUUUCUGGAACAGAAACGAAUAAGAUCUGGCCACAUAUCUAUGCUUUCCUUCAAACCAAGUUGCCAGAUGUGAGCCAGAAAGAUGCUGCCAACCCCAGGUGAAUAUAGAUCAAACUUCUGCUCAUCUGUCAUAGCUCACUCCCGAAUACAUGAGAUUCUGCAAUCAAGGAUUUGUCCAAGUAGUCUACCAGACUUAUCAAAUUAAGUCUAAUGCUGUCCUUAACUUACACUAUGGUAAAAUUUUGUUGCCUGUGGUUAGCACUUCAAUGCUGUAUUUUUUAUAUUAAAUAUACCUAAUUUUAAAAAUACAGUAACUGUCUUUAACAAAA
This is a messenger RNA of Passer domesticus (house sparrow), 1358 nucleotides long. RefSeq names its product adenylate kinase 3 (gene AK3). The coding region runs from base 655 to 1131 and encodes 158 amino acids. The transcript has 5 exons. NCBI's taxonomy places the organism in Eukaryota, Metazoa, Chordata, Aves, Passeriformes, Passeridae. Gene Ontology annotation, biological process: nucleobase-containing compound metabolic process. The record is from RefSeq and is a predicted model, not a curated record. Gene Ontology annotation, molecular function: AMP kinase activity; ATP binding. Gene Ontology annotation, cellular component: cytoplasm; mitochondrion.